This is a messenger RNA of Postia placenta MAD-698-R-SB12, 3295 nucleotides long. RefSeq lists its product as hypothetical. Gene Ontology annotation, molecular function: ATP-dependent chromatin remodeler activity; ATP hydrolysis activity; histone binding. The transcript is spliced from 21 exons. Lineage: Eukaryota; Fungi; Basidiomycota; Agaricomycetes; Polyporales; Adustoporiaceae. Bases 1 to 3141 code for a protein of 1046 amino acids. The record is from RefSeq and is a predicted model, not a curated record. Gene Ontology annotation, cellular component: chromatin; nucleus. Gene Ontology annotation, biological process: regulation of transcription by RNA polymerase II; nucleosome organization.
AUGGAUGAAGAUGUUCUGUCUGACGUCGUCCCCAGUAACAUUGUUUCACGCCAACAGACUGCUGACCGACAGAAAAAGAAGCAGAAGCGAAAGGCAGAGGAGGGAAAGCUGCAGGUGAAACGACAGGAGAUGGACAAGGCAAAGAUUACGGAUGCUGUGAAACGAUAUUCGUAUCUACUCGGGCAGACUGAGCUCUUCAAGCAUUUUGUAGACAUAAAGAAAGCUCGGGAUCCGGAGUACGCAGCUAUGUUGGACGCCCAGCCGAAACCCAAGGGGCGAGGGCGGAAAAAGGCUGUUGACAACAAUGCUCGUCACCGGAAGUCCGAGAAAGAGGAGGACGAGGAGUUGCUGAAGGAUGGUGAGAUGGCUGCUGAUGGAAAUGAUCAGCCCUUUGUGUUUGAGGAGUCGCCUAGCUUCAUUCACGGGUUGAUGCGCCCCUACCAGCUUCAAGGCCUCAACUGGAUGGUAUCACUACACCACAACGGUCUCAACGGCAUUCUGGCCGACGAGAUGGGUCUCGGCAAGACGCUACAGACCAUCUCCUUCCUGGCAUACCUAAAGCAACACCGGGAUACUCCUGGACCGCACCUGAUUGUGGUGCCCAAGUCAACGUUGCAGAACUGGGCACGCGAAUUUGAAAGAUGGACGCCCGAUGUGAACACGAUCGUGUUGACUGGCUCCAAAGAGGAACGCGCCGAGCUUAUAGCGAACCGCUUGAUUCCUCAAGAUUUCGACGUGCUCAUUACCUCGUACGAGAUUUGUCUGAUUGAAAAGUCAGCACUCAAGAAGUUCUCCUUCGAGUACAUCAUCAUCGACGAAGCGCAUCGUAUCAAGAAUGUCGACUCUAUCCUCUCACAGAUCGUCCGCUCCUUCAUGUCGCGUGGGCGACUUCUCAUUACGGGAACGCCACUCCAGAACAAUUUGAAGGAGUUGUUUGCGCUCCUGAACUUCAUCUGUCCCGAAAUCUUCUCCGACUAUGCCGAUCUUGACAGCUUCCUGCACAAAGACGAAGCUGAAGCUGAAGGCGACGACGCGAAGAGUAAGAAGGUAGUGGAAGCAUUGCACAAGAUUUUGCGGCCGUUCUUGUUGAGACGAGUGAAGAGCGAUGUAGAGAAGAACCUGCUACCUAAGAAGGAAAUCAACAUCUAUGUCGGUCUUACUGAGAUGCAGCGCAAGUGGUACCGAUCGGUCUUGGAGAAAGACAUUGAUGCCGUCAAUGGUUUGACCGGCAAGAAAGAGGGCAAGACCCGCUUGAUGAACAUGGUCAUGCAGUUGCGCAAGGUCACCUGCCAUCCAUACCUCUUCGACGGAGCGGAACCCGGUCCUCCUUACACGACAGACGAGCACCUCGUCGAAAACUCCGGCAAAAUGGUUAUUCUUGACAAGCUCCUGGGUUCAAUGAAGGUCAAAGGCUCUCGGGUCCUCAUCUUUAGUCAAAUGAGCAGGAUGCUUGAUAUCCUCGAGGACUACUGCUUGUUCCGAAGCUACAAGUACUGUCGUAUUGAUGGCGGAACCGCUCACGAGGAUCGUAUCGUGGCUAUCGACGAGUACAAUAAGCCAGAUAGCGACAAGUUCAUCUUCCUUCUCACUACGCGUGCUGGUGGCCUUGGCAUUAAUCUGACUACCGCGGACAUUGUCGUACUCUAUGACAGCGAUUGGAAUCCGCAGGCUGACUUGCAGGCCAUGGACCGUGCACACCGUAUUGGCCAGACAAAGCAGGUCUACGUCUUCCGAUUUAUCACCGAGGGCAGCGUGGAGGAGCGUAUGCUUGAACGUGCCGCUCAGAAAUUGCGCCUGGAUCAGCUUGUCAUCCAGCAGGGUCGCACGCAGAACACGAAAGCGGCGAACAAAGAGGAGCUUCUUGAGAUGAUUGCGCAUGGUGCCGAAAACAUUGUGAACUCGAACGACGACCUGAUGAUCAACGAUGAUAUCGAAGCUAUCAUUCAGCGAGGCGAAGCGCGGACGACUGAGCUAAACUCUAAGUAUGAAGAGUUGACUUUUGAGGAUCUCAGCAACUUCAAAUCGGAGGCGUCUGUGCAACAAUGGGAGGGCGAGGACUUCCGUGCCGGACGGAAAACUCUGCAGUUCAACCCUUUGGCGUUGUCAAAGCGUGAGCGGAAGCUUAACUACUCGGUCGACAGCUACUUCAAGGAGACGAUGCGAGCCGGACCCUCGAAGACCGAGAAGGCACCUAAGAUGCCACGGGCACCGAAACAGAUUCAAAUGCAAGACUUCCAGUUCUUCCCACCACGACUUGCCGAGCUCCAGGAACAGGAGCUUGCUGCGCACAAGCGGGCGAACGAAAUCCCCGCUACUUUGCGUGAACCUGCUGGUCCCGAAGACACGCCAGAGAAGCUCGAGGCCGAGCGACAGGCAGCCCAGCAGUCCAUCGACGACGCCGAACCGCUCACGGAGGAGCAACAACAGGAGAAGGAAGAACUGGCUGCUGAGGGCUUUGAGGAUUGGAGUAGGCGUGAUUUCCAGCAAUUCAUCCGUGCAUUAGAAACAUAUGGAUGGACGGAUGACUAUGAGCUGCUCGCGUCUGAAAUCCAGGACAAGACACCGGAUGAAGUAGCUGCGUACUAUCCAGUCUUCAAGAAGAAGUGGAAGGAGCUUGCCGAGUAUCCUCGUAUCAAGGCUCGCAUUGAAGAAGGGGAAGCAAAGCGUAACAAGCGGUCAAAUCUCGAGACAUUGCUAUCGAAGAAGAUCGCGUCUGUGCGAUACCCCAUGCAGGAGCUAGAACUAAACUACCCCACGACAAAGGGUAAGGUGUACUCGGAAGAGGAGGACAGGUAUCUCCUCUGCCGACUGAACCACUAUGGCAUGCGCGCGGAGGACGUAUACGAGAGGAUCAAGAAGGAUAUUACAGAAUUCCCCGUCUUCCGCUUCGACUGGUUCUUCAAGAGUCGGAGCCCACAAGAGCUGCAGCGUAGGUGCAACACGUUGUUGGGUAUGAUUGAGAAGGAGGCCGAGCAGAAGCAAGCCGAGGAGAUCAAGACAAAGGGACCGAAGGGCAAGAAGAGAGGCAUCGAAGCGGUGGACAAGUCGGAAGAGAAGAAACCCUCACGAUCGUCAACGCCUACCAUUACGGCCGCAGCGGCUGCUCCGAAUAAGCGUGCCUACAAAAAGAGGAAGACAUAGACUUGUUGCACUUCACACACACACACGAGAGCUUCGAGUCCGACGUACGGGAGACGUCCUACCUCUCGUCAUGUUACACGGACUCCUGUCACAUUCUCUAGUAUAGAAAAGAUAUUGUACAUUGCUGUGGUAAUGUAUGCGAGUUGUAUUGGUA